GUAUGAACCUUCUUUCUCAGCUCGCUGCUUGCUGCUCACUGCUGCCAGCUCUCUCCCAGCAUUAUGGCUUUCACUGGCAAAUUUGAAUUUGAGAGUGAGAAGAAUUAUGACGAGUUCAUGAAGCGCCUGGGUCUUCCUGCAGACGUGAUUGCCAAGGGGCGUGGCUUCAAGAUCAUCACGGAGGUACAGCAGGACGGGCAGGACUUCACCUGGACCCAGUCUUACUCUGGGGGCAACAUCAUGACCAACAAGUUCACCAUUGGCAAAGAAUGUGAAAUGCAGACCAUGGGAGGAAAGAAGUUCAAGGCUACCGUGAAGAUGGAAGGCGGGAAGGUGGUGGCAGACUUCCCCAACUAUCACCAGACUUCGGAGAUUGUGGGUGACAAGUUGGUGGAGAUCUCUACCAUCGGGGACGUGACCUAUGAGCGUGUAAGCAAGAGGCUGGCCUGAGCCACUAGGCUGGGCCUCGAGGGGCUACAACCCACCAAUAAAAGUGCUCUGUGAAUGACCGCCGCUGGCUCC
Molecule: messenger RNA, 522 nt
Organism: Meriones unguiculatus (Mongolian gerbil)
Lineage: Eukaryota; Metazoa; Chordata; Mammalia; Rodentia; Muridae
Gene: Fabp6
Product: fatty acid binding protein 6
Exons: 4
Coding region: 64-450 (128 amino acids)
Biological process (GO): fatty acid transport
Cellular component (GO): nucleus; cytosol
Molecular function (GO): fatty acid binding
Source: RefSeq, a predicted model, not a curated record